AUCACAUUGUGUGUUCACCACCCAGAGUCAGUUCUCCUUCCAUCACCAUAUAUUUGAUGGGCUGCUUUUCUGAUGGGGACUGCAUUUCCCAUAGGCUCUGCAGGUCGAAGCUACUUCUGGCCCGAACUGGACUUCCUGUCCUGAGCAUACCGGUGACAGCCAAGCUGCCAGGGAUGAGUAGCACUAGCAGCUUUAGCUGGCUGACGCGCUCCACCUGGGAGCCGCUCCGUGUGGGGGUCUUGCUGUUCUGUUUGGUGCGGGGAAGCAGUAGAUGAGCUCAAGGCCAGGUCAGAAGAAUCCGGACGCCUGUCUCCACCUCUGGACUGCAUUUCCCAGAGUACUUUGCAGGCCGGCGCUACGUCCCGCGGGAUUUCAGCCGUCUCUUUUCAGAUUGGCGGGAUUGUUGGUUCUGCGGAUUUAGCUGCUGCGUGGCCUUUGGAACCCGGAGCAAUUUGGCCAGUCUGGACCAGAACGGAACUAGGGAAGGACUAGGUUUUGUCACUAAGAAAAAGAGGAAAGAAUGGUUAUUGAAUAUACAAAGGCCAUGAUCAAGAGAAAUCCCUCAGAACAGGAUUUUGCCUUUUGUCUUCCACCCAGAAGAUGAUGACCACAUCCAUGAAUACUUACUGCCUCUGAAGUGGCAAAGAUUUUCUUCUCCAGCGGCAGUGUGCUCCCAUAUUGCCUGGUGGGGGUGGUGAUGAGGCAGGAGCAAACGGGAGAUAAGCCCUAGCCAUGGGAUAAUGGGAAUGUCUCAUUAUAUGAAGAAGGUUUGUCUUCAGCAACAGGAGUAUUUAAGAUGGAGCAGUUAAUGACUUUCAGGGAUGUGGCUAUAGACUUCUCUCAGGAGGAGUGGGACUAUCUGGACCCUGCUCAGAGGGCCUUGUACAGAGACGUGAUGAUGGAGAACUACAGCCAUCUAGUCUUACUAGGACUCUCUAUUUCUAAGCCUGAUGUGAUUUCCUUUUUGGAGCAAGAGAAAGAGCCCUGGAUGGUUUCGAGGAACAUGGCAAGAGGAUGGUGCCCAGACUUGGAAUUCAGAUGUAAGACCAAGGAAUUGUGUCUUCGAAAAGAAAUCUGUGAAGUAACAACAUCCCAAUGGAUGAUAAUGGAAAAAAGUCAUAGAAUUGUGGGCUCCAGUGUCAGAGAUGACUGGGAAUGCAAAGGCCAGUUUGAGAGGCAAGAGAUAAAUGAAGAGGGAUUUUUGGAGCAAGCAUUAAUGACUUACGAAAAAAUGCCAACUUGCAGCUUGCAGACAUCUCUUAUUCUACAUCAGCAAAUUUAUCCUGGAGAGAAAUUCUGUAAAUUCAAAGAAUGUGGGAAAACCAUUAUUUAUGGCUUGGAACUUAUACAACAACAAGGAAUUCAUAUUAGUGAGAAACCUUAUAAAUGUAAGGAAUGUGGGAAGGUCUUUAGUAAUUUUUCCUAUCUUACUGAACAUCAAAGAAUUCAUACUGGUGAGAAGCACUAUGAAUGUAAGGAAUGUGGAAAAGCUUUUAUUCGUGGCUCACAUCUUACUCAACAUCAGAGAAUUCAUACAGAUGAGAAACCCUAUGAAUGUCAGGAAUGUGGAAAGGCCUUUAGACAAUCAGCACACCUUACCCGACAUCAGAGAAUUCAUACUGGUGACAAACCUUAUAAAUGUAAGGAAUGUAGUAAAUCUUUUAUUUGUGGCUCAGAACUUAUGCGACAUCAGAGAAUUCACACUGGUGAGAAACCCUAUGGUUGUAAUGAAUGUGGGAAGGCCUUUAGACUGCGUUCACAACUUGGUCAACAUCAGCGACUUCAUUCUGGCGAGAAAUCUUAUCAAUGUAGGGAAUGUGGAAUGGCCUUUAUUCGUAGUUCACAACUUACUGAACACCAGAGAAUUCAUCCUGGUAUGAAACAUUAUGAAUGUAAAGAAUGCGGGAAGGCCUUUAUUUGUGGUUCCCAACUUUUUCAACAUCACCAAACUCAUACUGGUGAGAAAUCCUAUGAAUGUGCACAAUGUGGGAGGGCCUUCUUUUGUGCCUCACAACUUACUCAACAUCAGCGAAUUCAUACUGCCAAGAAACCCUAUAAAUGCAAGGAAUGUGGGAAGGCCUUUAUCCGUGUCUCAGAACUUACCCGGCAUCAUAGCAUUCAUACUGGUGAGAAACCCUAUGAAUGUAAGGAAUGUAAGAAGGCCUUUAGACAGUCUGCACACCUUAAUCAACAUCAGAGAAUUCAUAAUCUAACAUAAUUAAUGUAGGAAACCCUUUACUUGCCAUUUAUCUGUUACAGAUCAAGAUCAUCAGAUUUCAUGCUAGAAUAAAAUACAAUAAAUGUGGCAAUGCCUUUGACCUAAUACUCAGUUUAUUCAGAAUCAGAAAAUUUAAUGCUGAAAAAAAUUGAUAACGUAGAAUAGUUUCUAUCAUGAUUCAAACCUUGUUAAAAUUC
This is a messenger RNA of Rhinolophus ferrumequinum (greater horseshoe bat), 2415 nucleotides long. RefSeq names its product zinc finger protein 850-like. NCBI's taxonomy places the organism in Eukaryota, Metazoa, Chordata, Mammalia, Chiroptera, Rhinolophidae. The record is from RefSeq and is a predicted model, not a curated record. Gene Ontology annotation, biological process: regulation of DNA-templated transcription. Bases 797 to 2218 code for a protein of 473 amino acids. The transcript has 7 exons.